AUGCACUUUGCUGGCUGGCUGCAUCGUGAAAUCAAAAGUGAGAGUAUUGUAUGCUUCCAUGCUGAGGGUCAGGCGAACAUUGAGGAGCCCUUUUUGAGCGGCUUCACGCUCUCCCGACCAGAAAACCCACGUGAAGUCUCCGAGUACGACGUCAGCACCACCUCCAAUCUUUAUAGGCAUCCUGAUUAUCAGAUGCCGAAGCCAGCACAAAAGUUCCAUCGCUCUUACGAUGUGUAUAGUCUUGGUAUGAUCCUCAUCGAAAUAGGACUCUGGAAACAAAUUCGCACUGUUUGGAAGCCAGGCAUGGACGCCAAGUCGUUCCACGAACACGUCUAUUCGCGAAUGUCUAAGUCUUCAACCGCAUCUUAG
Messenger RNA from Bipolaris sorokiniana ND90Pr, 369 nucleotides. RefSeq lists its product as uncharacterized. Gene Ontology annotation, molecular function: protein kinase activity; ATP binding. Gene Ontology annotation, biological process: protein phosphorylation. Lineage: Eukaryota; Fungi; Ascomycota; Dothideomycetes; Pleosporales; Pleosporaceae. Bases 1 to 369 code for a protein of 122 amino acids. The transcript has a single exon. The record is from RefSeq and is a predicted model, not a curated record.